AUGUCGACAGCCACGAAAAACAACAUCUUUGGCUACCCCGGCUCCGCCGAGCUCGGGGAGAAGGUCGACGGCCAAACGCGUGUCCGGCGCCUCGCGCUGACGAAGGACAAGCUCGUCACCCAGCCUCUCGACGGCAUCGAGACCGUGCCCGACAUACUCGACUAUGCUGCGCGCACGCACGGCACGAAGGACUCGUUCGGCUGGCGCGACAUCGUCGCCGUCCACGAGGAGAAGAAGGAUGUGAAGAAGGUCGUCGGCGGCAAGGAGGUCACAGAGACCAAGACGUGGAAGUACUUCGAGCUGAGCGACUACAAGUACCUCAGUUUCGUCCAGGUCAAGGAGGCCGCGUUGGAGGUCGCUGGAGGGCUGCUCAAGCUGGACGUGAAGAAGACGGACGUCUUCAACAUCUACGCCGCUACUGGCCCAAACUGGCAACUCAUUUCAUUUGGCAAUCAAUUCAUUGGUACCGCCAUUGCCACCGCAUACGACACCCUCGGCGAGUCUGGCCUGCAGCACUCGUUGAACGAGCCGGAGUGCAUCGGCAUCUUCACGAAUGCCGAACUUCUCCCGGUCGUGGCGAACGUAGCCGGGGACGUCCCCUCCCUCCGGCUUGUGAUCUACGACGGCGAGCCGAAGCAAGAGCUCCUCGACAGGAUCAAGGCCGCGCGCGAGAACAUGCUGGUGCUGUCUAUUGACGAAGUGCGGAAGCUCGGCAAGGGCACCACGCCGGAGCAGCUCAAGGAGCGGCGCCCGAUCUCGAGCGACACGUCGUGCAUCAUGUACACGAGCGGAACGACGGGCCCGCCGAAGGGCGUCGUCAUCUCGCACAGCAACCUGGUGGCGUCGGUCGGGGCGGUGCGCCAGCUGCUCGGCCACCACCUGCGGUCGGAGGACAGGUACAUCGCGUACCUGCCGCUGUCGCAUAUCCUCGAGUUCGUCGUCGAGCUGGGCCUGUUCUUCGUGGGGAUGACGUUUGGGUACGGGCGCGUGAAAACGCUCACGGACGCGUCGGUGCGCAACUGCCUGGGCGACAUCCGCGCGUUCAGGCCGUCGAUCAUGACGGGCGUGCCCGCGGUAUGGGAGAUGAUCCGCAAGGGCAUCGUGGCAAAGAUCAACACGGGCGGGACGUUGCGCAAGAGCGUGUUCAACGGCGCGUACUCCGUCAAGAAGGCGGGCGUCCCCGGGCUCAGCCAGCUCGCCGACUCUGCUGUGUUCAGCCAGGUCAAGGCUGCGACCGGCGGCAACCUCCGCCUCGCCCUUUCUGGCGGCGCCGCGCUCAGUGCCGAGACACAGGAGUUCUUGUCGGUUGCUGUCGUGACGGUCCUCCAGGGCUACGGUAUGACCGAGUCGUGCGGCAUGUGCGCUGUCAUGCCGCCUGAGUUCAUGCGAUACAACGCCGUCGGUCUCCCCAUGCCUUCGAUUGAGAUCAAGCUGCUCGACGUGCCCGAGGCGGGCUAUAAGUCGACGGACAACCCACCGCGGGGCGAGGUCUGCAUCCGCGGACCGUCGGUCACCAAGGGCUACUACAAGCGCGAUGACCUGAACAACGACGAGACCAUCUUCACCAAGGAUGGCUGGCUUCGUACGGGGGACGUGGGUCAAUGGAACCCGGACGGCACGCUCAGCCUCGUCGACCGAAUCAAGAACCUUGUUAAGCUCCAGGGCGGGGAGUACAUCGCGCUCGAGCGCCUGGAGUCGAUCUACAAGUCGUGCAACCUCGUCUCGAACAUCUGCGUGCACGCGAACUCGAACGCGAAGCAGCCGAUGGCGAUCAUCAUUCCGAACCACGUGCACCUACGCCAGGUGCUCGCGAGCAAGACGGAUGUCGACCCGGAGAAGCCGCUGCCCGACCUCUGCCACGACCGCGCGGUCGCGGACCUGUUCCUCAAGGAGCUCAACGCGCAGGGUAAGAAGAACGGCUUCAAGCCGAUGGAGCUUCUCCAGGCCGUCGUGCUCACGCCCGAGGAGUGGACGCCGGAGAGCGGCCUGGUGACGGCGGCGCAGAAGGUACAGCGGAAGAAGGUCGCGGACGCUUUCGAGAAGGAGAUCAAGGAGGUGUACAAGUUUGACUAG
Dichomitus squalens LYAD-421 SS1 is the source of this 2073-nucleotide messenger RNA. RefSeq names its product long-chain-fatty-acid-CoA-ligase. NCBI's taxonomy places the organism in Eukaryota, Fungi, Basidiomycota, Agaricomycetes, Polyporales, Polyporaceae. Gene Ontology annotation, molecular function: long-chain fatty acid-CoA ligase activity. Gene Ontology annotation, biological process: long-chain fatty acid metabolic process; long-chain fatty-acyl-CoA metabolic process. The record is from RefSeq and is a predicted model, not a curated record. The transcript has 5 exons. Bases 1 to 2073 code for a protein of 690 amino acids. Gene Ontology annotation, cellular component: endoplasmic reticulum; plasma membrane; lipid droplet.